Messenger RNA from Armigeres subalbatus, 3900 nucleotides. RefSeq names its product cell surface glycoprotein 1-like. Gene Ontology annotation, molecular function: chitin binding. The record is from RefSeq and is a predicted model, not a curated record. Gene Ontology annotation, cellular component: extracellular region. The coding region runs from base 541 to 3162 and encodes 873 amino acids. NCBI's taxonomy places the organism in Eukaryota, Metazoa, Arthropoda, Insecta, Diptera, Culicidae. The transcript has 8 exons.
AAUCAGUUCCAAAGUAACGUUCGUGGGGUGAAGACCGAAGCUUUCGAUUGGUUCCGUUUUUAUCGUUUUGUGCUCUUUGAAGUUUCCAUAAAGUUGCGUUUGCAAAUCGGGCGCGCGCACGCGUACGUUGGCUGUGUACAAGAAGUUCCAGAACGUUGCAGUCCCCCCCGAGAGAUUCGCGAGUUUGCGGGCCGGAGUUUCGCGGUUCGCGCAAUUGUUGUUUUGUGCUGGCGUUUGGUUUUCAUUUUCCAUUUGUUUCGAACAACAUAAUCGUCUAUUUAGUGGGCUCCAGUCGAGUGUGAAUAGCGAGUGAAUUUAAAAUUUCGUCGAAAUACAUAACUUUUAGAAACCGCCAGCUGAGUGGAUAAUUGCAGGAAAAAAAAAAGCGAACGCAUACUGCUGUAAUAGCGUUGUCGAGGGCCGAGGGACCAAACCCGAGCGGUUGGAACUGCUUUUGAUGCUGCUGGUGCUGCAGUUGGUCUAGCGGAGGGAGAACCUUUUUCGCGGCUGUCGCAAGAUUAGAGCAGUAACGGGAAAGCUAUGAAAAAGAUACGACGAUGGUUGCUGGUGUUUGCGGUGAUAAUAGCCUUAAUGGUCAGAGUGGAUGGUUUAAAAGCGACCUCGCUAAUAUUCGGUCGCGGACCUGCCACUUCGAGCACCUCAACCACCAGCACAACGAUGGCGGCCCCAUCGACCGCCAGCACAACCUCCACCACCGAGGAGGCAUCAGCAGAGGUGGAAGAGUCUGACGAUCAAGGUGAAGAAGCGGUCACCAAACCGCCACUUACCGGCAUUCCACAGGUGGAUUACGUAUGGGAUCCCAAUCUGCCUCGAGAACUGAGAGGUGCAAACCUGUCCAGCUAUCCAUUCUUGGAUUCGGUACCGGCAGAGGAGGACAUAGGUUUCACUUGCGAUCCCAAACUACAUGACGGAUUCUAUGCUUCCAUUAAGUAUAACUGUCAGCUAUACCACCAUUGUAUCAACGGAAUACGAUACGACUUCCUAUGUGCCAACUAUACAAGGUUCGAUCAGAAGACCUUCAUCUGUCACUUUGCCUCCGAAGUGGACUGUAAAAGCUCUCCGAAAUAUUGGUUUAGAAAUGAACCUUUAUACAAAGCAACCACGACUACUACGCAAAAGCCUGCCCCAACGGUACCGACAACCGCUGCGCCAACUACGGCCCCGUCGAGGCCAAAACCGUUGAGGAAACCGGUGCGAAGGCGACGUCCACAGGACUACUACUACGACGAUGAUGAGUACGAGGACGAUUAUUACGAGGAACGUCCACGCCGCAGGAAGAAUCGACCACGGAACCGCCGACCGUACUACGAAGACGACUACGAGGAGGACGAACGCUUCGAUCGUAGACCAGCCGAUCGGUACCGGGAGCGCGAAAGGGACCGAGAUGUAGAUGAUGAGGACUACGAGGAUCGCCGAACGUACCGAACGAAGAAUCGCAAUCGCAACAACGAUCGACGCAACGGAGAUGAUGAUCGUCGUUAUGCGUACGAUGACCGCAGACGGGAUCGUGAUCGUGAACGCAGGCCAACUGAGGAAGAACGGCGCAAACCAAUCGAAGAAGAACGACGCAAGCCAAUCGAAGAGGAUCGACACAAACCGAUUGAAGAGGAUCGCCGCAUGGUCUACGAAGAGGAGAAACGCUCCUCGUCAAGCGAUCGCCGAAGAAGGCCAACUGCGAAUGACGACAGAAAAGUUCCAGAACGGAGACCGGUUAGCGAUGAUAGGCGAUCUUUUUCUGGAGAUGAAAUUAAAAGGAGACCUUCGGAGGAAAGAAGCGGAGACAGACGACCGUACAAUGAAGAAAGACGAUUUGACUACGAUGACGAAGAGGAGGACUACAGUCCAAGACGUCCUGAUAAAAAGUCCCGUCCGCAAAAUGAUAUAGUGACAGUCAAACCCUCUGGAUCUACAAUCUACGAUAGACCGCGUGCAGCUCCGAGGAUCAACCGGCCAGUGCCAUUGAACGAGAAAAAUAAGUACUCAUAUGCCAACCCGGAACCAUUGAAGAAAAAACCCUCUACAACACCGGCUCCAGCCCCAGCACCAGCAGACGAACCUGAGCCGGAAUAUUACGAUGAGUAUGAAGAUGAACCGAAGAAAUCGGAACCGGCAGUCGUCGAUAAACGGAAAGCAACUGCUGACGAUAGUCGGGGACGUAACGGAAACGGCGAAGACAAAAGGCAGAGUGCUUCUUCCGAUGUCGUCUACUACGACGAUGUGAUUGUACCAAAGGACUCUCUUCCUCAGAAGCAGAUUCCGGGAAAUGUUAAAAAGCCGGAGGGCACAGAUCGAAUCAACAGUCGAGACAACUCUGAAUUGAACAAUCGCUAUAUCGAAAAAAUCCGCCAAACUCAACGAGUUUCAAAACCAGAUACCGGUGUAGUUUCUAUGAGGCCCAGACCUGCUUAUUUAGAUGAAGAUUCGGCAGAAUCAUCGAAGGCACGGCAACCAAACUCUCCUAAAUCAUCGGUUAAUAUUUACAGUAACUUUAAAAACAAGAAACCCGUAGCUCCCAUAGAGAGUCGCAAGCCAGCAGGAGCUAUCCAGGAUAACCGAGAAUACGAACCUAGCAAUGACCCUGUGGAAUCUCCUCGACCAAUUACGCGAGCAACGAAGAGACCAUUUCUCCCUAGUCGCGGAGGUAACCCUUACGCAGCGCGAGGUCUCCAACCGGUUGGCGUAGCAAAGCAGAACCAAACGCCACAACGGCAGCCAGCUCCACCAAGCACCGAAUCCGAGCGACCUGCACCGUUCCGCAUUGACGUCGGCAGCUCUCAGGUGAGUCCCGUCCAGCCGGACGCUCGAACUAGCACCGUGCGACCCAACGAAAAUCGCGUAAAAACACUCGACCAGCUGUACGACGAAGAGUUCGAUGUUACGCUGAAUGAUGCCUUGAACCCCACGCUGAAACCCUUGACUCGAAGUGCGCCGGCGCAAUCCUUCUUCCGUAACCGCUACAUCCAUCAGAGCUCCGAUUCGGAAUUCGUCCCUUUUGAACCCAGCUAUGCCCCAUCGGAGUUCCGACGAUCAGCCGUACGCCCUCCAAUGACAUUCGCCCAUCAACUGCAUCAACCUGCGGUAUACGUCAGUCCUGUUCGGGGCCAUCCGGCCCAGCGGUACGAAUACGAGUACGAAUACUAAAGAUACGGAACGACGUCUAGGAAAUCAGAUAUGCACCAGAAUGAAGUAAUUUUUAAUUUAUUGAACAAGUGCUUGCAUCUCGCAACCGAGAAGCUAAGCGCUAAAGAAUUUAAGAAAACUAUUUAUUACUCAACCCAGCGGGAUGUGGGUCGGACAAUGAGUUGGACUUGAAAAGAUCGUCCAUAAAUGUAAUCAUCCGCAACAGUGAUUUAAAUUUCCUCCCUUGAUGGAACCAGCGGAGCCACCAGAAGAAAUGCGUAUAAAAUGAAUGUUCGAUAUGAGGAAAAAAAAUCAAAACUCUUACCUGUAAAUAUAUUUCUGCCCUAUUCUUAAAUAUAAAUACUCAAUAAAGGUGAUAUUGACGAAAUAAUACUACUUUGCGACAAUUUUUCAAAAGCAAGAGUAACAAUGAUAACUAUUACACGUGACGCGGAACGUUUAGAAAAUAGAAGUACUUGCAAUAUACAUUUAAAUUCGAAAAAAUACAGAUAAUGUAGUCGAUAAGGAAAACAAAAGAUACAAAAAAUAAAAUUGUACAUUGGGAGUUGCAUAUACGGAGAGUAUGGGAAAGCUGUGCAUAUAAAGUGAACAAGGACAACGAAAAAACAAAUAAACUUUAGGAUAGAUAUGUAGAGCUACCUUGAUAACACAAUUAGAUCAAUUCGAGAAAAAAAUGAAUUUAUGAUCUUUGUGUUGUACGUGAGAUGAUGAAAUAAAGAAAAUCUAAUUUUCCUAACA